AUGUCUACAAUCAUCAAAUCUGCUAAGUCUAUUGUCCCAUUAUUAGACCGUGUUUUAGUUCAAAGAGUCAAGGCUCAAGCUAAGACUGCCUCUGGUUUAUAUUUACCAGAAAAGAAUGUUGAAAAGUUAAACCAAGCCGAAGUUUUAGCUGUUGGUCCAGGUUUCACAGAUGCUAAUGGUAAUAAAGUUACUCCACAAGUUAAGGUCGGUGAUCAAGUUUUGAUUCCACAGUUUGGUGGUUCUACCAUCAAGUUGAACUCCGAUGAUGAAGUUAUUUUGUUUAGGGACUCUGAAAUCUUAGCCAAAAUCAGAGAUGCUUAA
Maudiozyma saulgeensis is the source of this 321-nucleotide messenger RNA. The record is from the annotation of a GenBank genome assembly. NCBI's taxonomy places the organism in Eukaryota, Fungi, Ascomycota, Saccharomycetes, Saccharomycetales, Saccharomycetaceae.